AUGUAUUUAUUUAAUUAUAAUAAUAAAUUAAAUAUGUUUAAUGAAGGAGAGAUAAAAACACUGACAGAAGUAGCAAAAAUAUUAUUAUAUAAUGACGGCGUAUACAGAAACAUAGACAAAGUAUUAUUUACACCGGAUGAAUUUAAAAGUAAUCAAAGAUUUAUUACGCAUUGUAUAAUAAAUAAUGACACGUAUAGCAAAUAUUUAGGUAAGUAUGCAUUUAUUAGGCAAUUUCAUAUGCAAGAGGUCAUAUCGUGUGUAUUUUCAGUACUUUCUAUGGUAUGUUCAUUAAAUUGUAUUAUAUAUACAUUGUAUAUAAAGUAUAAGUAUAUAAACAAGAGUAAUAACGCAGUGUGUAAUAAGUCAUAUAAUAAUAAUAGUACAGGAUAUAAUACGCAUAGUAGAAUAAGUAAUAAUUUAUAUAGUAAUAAUAGCACAGUGUGUAAUAAGUCAUACAAUAGUACAGGAUAUAAUACGCAUAGUACAAUAAGUAUCACUAAUAAUACUAUGUAUAAUAUAUUAUACACAAUACGUACUAUUAAUAAUACAUUAAUUAAUAAGUUAUACCCAUACAAUACUAAUAAUAACACUAUAGAUAAUAAGUUGUACACAUACAUUAAUAUAUUAUUAAUAUAUUACAUUAUUAACACAAUCACAUGGUUAUCCAGUGGAUUAUUUCAUAUUAGAGAUAUAUAUAUUACACAAUGUGUAGAUUAUUUUAGUGCCAUACUAAGUAUUUUUACAUCUAUAGCAAUAAGUCUUUAUAGAUUAUACUUAAUUAAUACACAUUGUGUAUUAAGUAUUAUAUGGUUUAUACAUAUACUGUAUAUGCUUAAUAAUUUUAAUUUCUUGUAUAAUUCUAUAAUUUGUGGUGUAUUUUACUGUUUAAAUGUGAUCCUGUGGUAUAUUUGGUAUACAUCUAUUAAGGAAUAUUCUUACAGUAGAAUAUUAGUGCUAAUUAUAUCUGGGAUGUGUAUUAGUGUCCUAUUCCAAGUGAUUGAUUUUGGUCCUAUUUAUUUCUUAUUAGACUCACACGCACUGUGGCAUAUUUUAGGGUUUAUAUUCAGUACAUUCUUAUACGUAUUUAUUAUUAUAGACUUAUACUAUAUUAAAGAUAUACUGUACAAUAUAUAAUAAGUAAUAUAUAAUACACAUAGUAUAAAUAAUAAUAUGGCAUAAUACAACUUAUUAUACCAUACAUAAUAAAUACC
Molecule: messenger RNA, 1211 nt
Organism: Nematocida parisii ERTm1
Lineage: Eukaryota; Fungi; Microsporidia
Exons: 1
Coding region: 1-1134 (377 amino acids)
Biological process (GO): GPI anchor biosynthetic process
Cellular component (GO): endoplasmic reticulum membrane
Molecular function (GO): hydrolase activity, acting on ester bonds
Source: RefSeq, a predicted model, not a curated record